Messenger RNA from Hyalella azteca, 1563 nucleotides. RefSeq names its product dipeptidyl peptidase 1. NCBI's taxonomy places the organism in Eukaryota, Metazoa, Arthropoda, Malacostraca, Amphipoda, Hyalellidae. The record is from RefSeq and is a predicted model, not a curated record. Gene Ontology annotation, molecular function: cysteine-type endopeptidase activity. The transcript is spliced from 10 exons. Gene Ontology annotation, cellular component: lysosome. Bases 16 to 1563 code for a protein of 515 amino acids.
AGUUACGCAUCAGACAUGUUGCGAUUGGUGGUUUUGGUGGCACUAGCCGGGCUCUGCAGGGCCGACCUGCCCAUUGACUGCCGCUUCUCUGACGCGGUUGGCACUUGGAUCGUGUCUGAGUCGGCGAGAACUGGAGAUCCUUCUCUGGACUGCAGCGGCGAGCUUGGUGAAGUGGUCCACCAAAAACAGUUUACUCUCACCUACCCAAACCUGGUCACCGACGAGCUCGGCAACACAGGAACAUGGACGCUCAUCUACAACCAAGGGUUUGAGGUGAACAUCAACGAGCGUUCGUACUGGGCGAACUUCGCGUACAACAGCAGCGGCUUUUGGUGCGACCACCUCCACGUGGGCUGGGCUCGGGACACCACCGUGCGCCACUGGUCCUGCUUCAGCGCUGUCAAGGCUACGUUUAAAGGCCUGUCAGCUCCCCGGAAGUAUCACGUACCUGUUCUAAGAAAUCCAGAUGAGUUCUUCCGCAACAACAAAGCAUUCAUUCGACGCAUCAAUGAAGCGCAAACCUCGUGGACUGCGAAAGCCUAUCCCCAUUUUGAACGGUACACCAAUCGCGAAAUGCUGCAGCGUGCCGGUGGAUUUUACUCUCCCCUGCCACCCCCCAAGCCCACGACCAAGGAAGAACUGUCCCGUGCAGCCCUCCUGCCAUCACACUUCGACUGGCGGGACGUGGAGGGAGUGAAUUACGUGUCCCCCGUCAGGGACCAAGGCAACUGCGGGUCCUGCUACGCCUUCGCCUCCACCGCCCUACUCGAAUCCAGAGUCAGGAUCCUGACCAACAACUCCAGACAAGAUAUCUUCAGUCCGCAGGAAGUGGUGUCCUGCUCGCGCCUGUCAGAAGGCUGCAACGGAGGCUUCGCUUACCUCAUCGCCGGACGCUACGCCAAAGACAUCGGCUUUGUGAAUGAGUCCUGCAACUUCUACUUUGGAGGCGAAAGCGAAUGCUCGACGGAUCCAAGUUGCGCCCGUACCUACGUGAGCAGGUACGCCUUCGUGGGAGGGUAUUACGGGGGCGCCAACGAGGCCCUCAUGAUGGAAGCCCUCGUCAAGGAAGGCCCCAUCGCUGUGGACUUCAACGUAGAGUCGGACUUCUCGGGCUACCAUCAAGGCAUCUAUGUCCAUCUUCCGGCCGUGAAGAGGGACUUUGACCCUGUCUAUACGGUAAACCACGUUGUACUGGUGGUGGGCUACGGCGUGGACGAGGCGUCGGGGAUGAAGUAUUGGAUCGUGAAGAACUCGUGGGGGCAAGACUGGGGCGAGCAAGGAUACUUCAGGAUACGGCGCGGCACCAACGAGAAUUGGCAGGCCCUCAACAUCAUCACCAAUUUCAGCCUCCAACUCAGCGUCACUCUCAGAUUCAGCAUCCGUCUCAGUAUCAGCAACGAUCUGAGCUUAACCAUCUGCUUCAGUAUCAUCUUCAGUAUCAUCCUCAGCAACAGCAUCACAUCAGCAGCAUCCGCCUCAACAAAAUUUAAAGUGCCUGAACCUCAGAAUGAACCCGACCUGAAUUACGAACACGAAACCGAGUACGGAAUGCUCGGUGAGUAG